Messenger RNA from Puccinia triticina, 1422 nucleotides. RefSeq lists its product as uncharacterized. The record is from RefSeq and is a predicted model, not a curated record. Bases 1 to 1422 code for a protein of 473 amino acids. The transcript has a single exon. Lineage: Eukaryota; Fungi; Basidiomycota; Pucciniomycetes; Pucciniales; Pucciniaceae.
AUGGACAUCCAGAAAAGAAAUCGCCCUAUUGUAGGGCAAGCUCCCAAACCAAUGCCGGUCUUGCCCCACGAGAUCAUGGACAUGAUUUUCCAGUCUCUGGAGAUUUCAGUCUCAUUCGAAGAGUCCAUUGAUACAGCUCGACCAGAAUGGCAUAUAUCUGGAAGGGUACAAACAUCAUUUCAAGUCAACAAAGCGAGGCUUUUGGAAAUCCUUCACCGUCAUUGGGCCUUAAUUUCUCUUGUAUCACAAUUUUGGCACAAAGCUGUCAUAGAUAGACGAUCCAAGUUUCCAACUACCAUCAAAUCUUCUUCGGCUUCUACCCAGUCGACCCCCAUCCUAGCCCGCCACAAACGCAAGAAAAUUGCCAACAUAUCAGCUCAGAUAGAUGGAGAUCAUGUGUUCUCGAAUAUUUGCACUCUCAAUGCUUGCCAUCCCCUAGAAUCUAUUACUCUUUACCAAGUUGGUCAAGGAUUACAGCCUUUUGACCAAUCUUGGGAUUCUCUCUCGCAAGUUAAGCAUUUGAGGGAACUCAGAAUCUAUCAACCUUUAUCGAUGCCCUUGUCAUCAGUCUUCAAGCUAUUAUACUCUUGCUUGAAUCUCCAAGUGCUCAAACUUUACUCCUUCGAAGAUGCACCGUCGCCGCAACCGCCAAACCGACCGAUCGGCAAUUUUCCGGGGGUGGAUGAAGAGAAGAUGCCCAGCACGCUCAAGCAACUAACAUGCCAUUUUCCCUUACCCUGGCAUCCGAGCCAAUCUUGCCACUCGCUGGCUAGUCUACUCAGCAGGGGAAUUUCUUCUCUGAAAGUCUUGACCUUGGUAUUCGAAAACAUAUACUCGGACUCGGAUCAAGAAUUAAACGACAUCGAAAAUGAAGAGGACCAGCUAGGUAACCAAGAUUCAAGAGCUGAAGGAUUGCGGGAGGCUUUCAGAAACUGUCGAAAUCUGCAAACUCUCCGACUUGCUGCUCCCGCCGAAAUGUUCAGUUUACCGUUCGUCGACCCAAUCAUCAAUAAUCUUCAGGCUUUAGAACAUUUGCAUCUGAAGGGAAAUUUGUUUAGUCCACUUUUAUUUACGACAAAUAUGCUUCCCAAGACACUCAAGACCAUCGAUUGUCAAGCUUAUUCGAGCCCCAUUCUGCCCUUACUCAGAGCGGUUCGAAAUUCUCUGAGCUAUCUCACAAAUCUUCAAUCUCUAACCAUCACCACCUACCGACGCAAACCGAGAAACUUUGCUGAAGCCCUCUAUGGUCAAUUGGACCUUCCCCUUCCCACGGAAGAAGAAACCAGGGACGAGCCCUUAUCUUGGGAUCUUACUCCAACCGAAGCACUAGUAGAGCAAAGAUUGUUGAUUCAAGAAUGCCAACUUCGAUCUAUUAAAAUCGAUGGACCGAGACCUUAUGCUCAUCCCAUUCACAAAAACUAG